AUGUGGGGAGAUAAGUUAGAUAAGGAGAUUAAGUGGGACAAGGCGUUGGAUGUUGACCACGCUGUGGACUUUAAGCAGGUGAAUGUUGCUGUGAUUGGUGGCACGGGGGGGCUUGGCCGAGCCAUUUCCGAAGAGCUUGUUGCGAAGGGCUGCAAUGUCACUGUUGUUGGGAGGACCUUCAAGGAACUACCGCAGGAUAACUUGCUGUUUCUGAAGGCGGACUUGCAGUUUGUGAAGGACGCGGAGGCCGUCGGAGAGCAACUUAGAAGGCAGAACUUCACGCACUACAUAUUCACGACGGGGAUCCUGGCUAGCGCAAAGAGAGAAAUUACAGAGCGGGAGAGCAUUGAGAAGGACAUGGCGGUCAGUUACCUGAGCAGGUUUGUCAUACUGAACAGCGUAUCGCAGUCUUUGACCAAGAAAUUCGCCGUGGCAGAGCCAGACGGCUCGACCACAGUGCUGAAACCUAGAGUGUUUGUAAUGGGGUUCCCCGGGAGCAACACCGCCGGGGAUCCCGAUGAUUUGAAUGGGGACAAAGCCGCAUACGGCGCCAUGAAGCAGCACAUGAACACUGUGGCAGCGAACGAGGCCCUAGUGCUCGACAAGAAAAUACACGGCAACAACUCCUUCAACACGUACGGGCUAAAUCCGGGCAUCAUCCGGACGAACAUCAGAGACAACUACCUCGUGGCCGGCUCGUGGUUGAGCAAACUCGUCGAGACUGCUAUCGGCUUCACCCAGCAGACACCAAAGAUGUACGCUCAGAAGAUCGUCCCGCUACUGUUCACACCAGAUAUCGAAACGCACAACGGCGCCGUGUUCAACAACCAGGGAGACGCCAUUUUGCCCUCGAAGUGCAUGGACGAAUCGCGCGUCGCUAGGUUCAUCGAGCAAUCGCACAACCUUGUGGCUUUGGCAAAGAGGAACGAAGAGAACGCCAAUUGA
Messenger RNA from Huiozyma naganishii CBS 8797, 945 nucleotides. Its product is annotated as putative short-chain dehydrogenase/reductase. The transcript has a single exon. Lineage: Eukaryota; Fungi; Ascomycota; Saccharomycetes; Saccharomycetales; Saccharomycetaceae. The record is from RefSeq and is a predicted model, not a curated record. The coding region runs from base 1 to 945 and encodes 314 amino acids.